GGUGGGCGUCUCUCCCUUCCGAAAAUUGUCUGGCCAUUCCAUUCUCACAGCUCGUUCUUCUCCUCUCCUUUCUCCAAGCCUGUGCGUAUACCAGAGCGGAGGAUGAACUCUCUACUGAAAUGGGCUCUCAUCCUGUUCUUCCUCAUCUCCAUCAUUCUGAACAUCGUCCUGAUCGGCCUCCACUCCAGCAGGUCGACCAAAUGUUCCGCUCAGCGUGUUCACCCGCUGCGGGGAAAACACGACGAGCGCAGCCUCGUGUUCGCUGACCUCACUCUGGAAGAGUACUCGCAGGUCCAGCAGUACAUGCUCAAGCAGAAGGACCUGGACAUCUCCACCAAACAGCUCACCAAACCAUCUGAAAACUUCUUGUUCUUAAUAGACCGGUCUCUGCCAAAGAAAGCUGACGUUCUGGCUUACCUGGACACGAAAGGUCCCAAACCAGCGAGAGAAGCGACGGUGGUGGUUCUCUACGGUGCCAAAGGUUACAUCAAGGAGUAUGUAGUGGGGCCUCUUCCCAACCCCACAUACCACAGAGAUGUCACCAAAGAGAGGUACAACAUGGAUCUGCCCAUCAAUUCACGUUUGGCCACCAUCGGGGAAUACGCGCUGAUGUUUCAGUUUCUUGACGCUGAAGUUUUCUCCAAACUGACGAAAAUCAUGAAAGAGAGUUUCGAUGUGGAUGAGAAAAAACCACUGAACGCCUUCGAGCAGAUGCCCCGGGGAGUCCGAGCCGGAGACAGAAAGACUUGGAUCUCCUUCUUCAGGGAUAUGGAUGGAAUGUACAUCCACCCGGUGGGCUUCGAGGUGCUGCUGAACCAUGAGAGCCUGAACGCGUCCCAGUGGAGAGUGGAAAAACUGAUGUAUAACGGCAAAUACUUCAACACUGUAGAAGAUCUGAAGGACGCAUAUGAUAAGGGGACUGUUAAGAAAAUAGUUUACAAGGAGACACCUGAUUAUGGCUCUCUGAGACCCAGGAACAAGCCUCUGCAGAUCGGCCCGCAGCAGUUUUACGCAGAGGGGAAACGCUACAGCAUCCAGAACAACCACGUCCUCUACCUGGACUGGAGCUUCGCCUUCGGCCUGAGCUCCCUUACAGGCAUGAGGGUGUUUGAUGUGCGCUUCAAGGAGGAGAGGAUCCUCUACGAGCUGAGCGUGCAGGAGGCCAUGUCCAUUUACGGUUCAGUGACACCGGGGAUGAUUCUCACCAAGUUUCUGGACUCUAGCAUCGGGAUAGGGCGCUUCGCGCACGAACUUGCCCGUGGCGUGGAUUGCCCCUACGAGGCCACAUACGUGGACACGUACCGCUACAUCGAUGUUCCAAUUCCCAUGAGGUUCAGGAAUUCAAUCUGCAUCUUUGAGCACAACAUGGGUCAGCCCCUGAGGAGACACUUCGCGGACUUUUUCCACAACAGCUACGGAGGGAUGGCGAACAGCGCGCUGGUGUUCAGGACCGUCACAGCUAUUGGGAACUAUGACUACAUGUGGGAUUUCAUCUUCUACCAGAGCGGAUCAGUGGAGGCCAAAGUGCACGCCACAGGCUACAUCGCCUCUUCCUACCUGGUGGAUGGCAGUCUGAAACACGGACACCAAGUAGCAGAGAAUGUCCUGGGAAACAUCCACACUCACUUCAUGAACUUCAAGGUGGACCUGGAUGUGGCUGGUGUGAAGAACAUGUUCCAGACCAAAGACAUGGAGUACGUUAAUGUGUCGUUGCCAUGGAUGCCUGAUCGCUUCGCUAUGGUGCCUCAGCUGGUGGAGAAGCAGGUCAAAACAGAAAAGGAAGCCGCCCUGCGUCACGGCACCAAGACGCCUCGCUACCUCCACAUCGCCAGCAACACUAAGAACCGCUGGGGACACAAUCGCUCCUACAGGCUGCAGGUUUACAGCUUCGCAGGAGAUCACCUCCCAGAGAGUGAGGCUGAGGAGAGGUCCAUGUCCUGGGCCAGGUAUAAGGUUGCCAUCACCAAGCAUAAGGACUUAGAGCAGACCAGCAGCAGUCUGUACAGUCAGAACGGCAUGUGGACUCCAGCUGUGGACUUCAGCAAGUACAUUGAAGACAACGAAAACAUAGAAAACGAGGACCUGGUUGCCUGGGUGACCGCCGGUUUCCUCCACAUCCCUCACGCCGAGGACAUCCCCAACACGGUAACCGUUGGCAACGGGGGCGGGGUCCUGCUGCGGCCCCACAACUACUUCAAUGAGGACCCCUCCAUCCACUCUGCUGACAGCGUGUUCUUCAGCCCGGGUGCUGAGAACAGCUGCGACAACAACAGGAUGGCCUGCCUUGCUCAGGAGACCUGCAGCCCCGUCCUGGAGCCCUUCACCUUCCACGGCUUCGAGGGAGUCAUGAAGUUUGAAGACUGGCUGUGAUUUAUCCUUUCCUGCUAGGAAACAGCUGUGGUGAACUCAGAGGUGUGCUUGGGCUUAUUUACCAAUGUAUGAAGAUGCUUGUGUCACUGUGUUAUAGAAGCAGCUUGGGAUGGCUCAGGAGUUUAAAUCUGCACUAGGGGGCGAUCAUAGACUGUAUAUAAAGAUGGACGUAGCAUCUGGCUCCAAAAAUGAAGUCCACCCGGAAGUGUCAAAAACUUGCAAUAUCACGCCGUCCGCUAGGGUUGGCUCCAAAAAGCUUUUUCUCCAUAGACCCCAAUUCAUUUUUGGAAAAAAUAAAAUUUGAUAGACUGAUGUUCUUCAGCUCAGGAUUUUUUCCCGUUAGUUUUCAUGGUCAAAAUGAGAGAUCAGGUGGCCGAUCUUAAAAUAAAUCAAUACUGAAUUUCAAAUAAAUCGUUAAAGUUGGCGGAGCCAGGGGGCGUGGCUAUACUUGAUAGACAGCAACAGAAGCCUCUGCGGUAAAAUGUGGGCGGGAUAAGAGAGUCCUCAGCCAAUCCUGCCCCUAGUUGCUCUCCGGUCCAGUCUGUUUGAUGACGCUUUUUACGUCACUGGCUCCAAAAAAUCCAAAACGGCGACCAGGAAGUAGCAAAAUCCGGGCUUCAUUUUCUCGGCGUUGAAACCAACGGGUGACGUCACGGUUAGUUUAUGCCUGGGGGCGAUUAGCUUUACAGUCAGGUCUGUAAAUAUUUGGACAUGGAUACAAUCUUCAUCAUUCUGGCUCUGUGCACCACCACAAUGGUUUGAAAUGAAACCAUCAGGAUGUGUUUUAAGUGCAGACUUCAAAUUUUUGCAUGUAAAAUUCUUCAACCCCUGACAUUUCUGACAUUCUGGCAAAAUGAGCAACAUUACAACUGUAGGUGACCAAAUCAUAUGAGCUGAACAGUUAGUUUAUUGAAAUAUAAUACCAAAGCAAAAAUCAAGAUUUAAUGAAAAGAUUCAUUCAUUUAAAGAUAAAUGUUUUAGAGGUGUUGCAGCUGUAUUGAAGCCAGGCAGACUGUUUCCCUCUGUUUUCAGCGCAGUGUGCAGCUUUAAAGAUCCGUCUUUGGAUCGUUAACUACUAAUCAUGCAGCCUUUACACUGUAGCAAAUUUUUGUCUUCAUUCAUUUUACAAACAUAGAUUGUAUAAAAAAAUAAGGAUAUAGCCUCUGAUGAGUGAAACCAGCAUUCAGGUGCCUUAAACCUGCAUUCUUCUUUUCAGCCAGCAGGGGGCGACUCUUUUAGCUGCAAAACCAAAUCUGAUCAUAUCGAAGUCUGUGAGAAAAUCACACUGUUUUAAUUCCUCAGUCAACAUUUUUCUACUGUGUUUAUGGUCUGAAUUGCUACUUCCAAAAAUCCUUUAAUGUAGCAUGAUGUUCAGUUUGUAAGUUAGGGUCCCAUUUAGGACAAAAUAGAUGAUAAAACAGGAUAUGUUUUAGGGCAGGGCUACCUUAUGAUUAACAGAUCACUACCAUGUUAGCAUGUGUAAUAUCUAUGAGUUGUCAUGGCCAAAUCUGAAACACAACUCUUUAAAACAAUAGUUUAUAAACCAGUGGAUUAUCUAAUGGUUUCUUUGGUCAUAUUCUAUAUACGGAUUGUUUACUAUAGACGCAAAGCGUUUAACUUCCAUAAGCUGGAAACACACUGGAGUUAGCUGAUUCAUUCCCUAAAAUGUUACAUUGCAUUAUUUUUUUACAUGCAGUUAAAAGAUCCUCAGAAAUGAAAAGUUGGAUCGCCUGAUCACACAUUUUUGCCGUCAGUACUUUUAAAUUUCAGACAGCCUGACUAUAUGUACCCCUCACUAUUUACUUUAUGUCUUACUUUAAUGAUGCAUACGACCAAACAGUUUGUCAGAGCCUCAAUCUGGGCUCUUCUGGAACCCGACCAUGUUGUUCUGCUGGCAAUCCAGCCUUGAUGGAUUUAAAUGCUGCCUAAAUGGUUUAGAAUCCAUCUUAAAUAUAAAUGAUGUCAUUAUAAUCUGGAAACGUGACUGUGUCUACACAGGAGGUAUUAAGGGACAUCUUGAACUGUAGGUCAGUCACACAUGUAAAUUGUGUAAACUUAAGCUAAUACGAGGCCUGUGUUGAUGGUGGAACGGUUAAAUAAGAGCGUAGCGGAUCUGUCAGAUCUGCAUGAAACCUCAGACGCUGAUCUCCUUCAGUUUUUACAUGUACAAAAGUGAAAAUGUGAAUUAAAUGCUAAAAUGUAAACACAAAACUGUGGGUGACACAGGGAGUAAGGGUUAUGCCAGCAGUGGAGCAGCUUUGCUAAUCUAAAAUGUGUUGCAUGACUUUAAACAAUAUUAGCAGACUUCUGUAUUCUCACUAAUACCUGCUGCCUGGGAUUUAACCGUCUUAUUUCAACCCCACAUGGAUACAACCUGUGAAAUAUCAGUUAGAGAUUAUGCAGCCUGAAAGUGAUUUGUUUUGAUGUCAUCAAUCAGUUUUUAUUUUGCAUAAAGUCAGAAUGUAUUCAGAUGUUUGCUUUGUCUCUGGUUUUCUUGCUGAUGAAGCACUGUGAUGUACAGUCAGCUGUGUGGAAACGAGCGCACUGAUAAACAUGAACAUUAACUCAAAGGUUUUUGAUUUGGUUAAAGACCGAGACUACUGAACAUCCCACUGAGGUUUCAUCCUUUUUCUACAGUUUUUCUGCAGUGCAACAUUGUGAGAAAUGUUUUUGUUGCUAUUUUCUCUCCAAAUAAAACAAACACUUUAUGUAA
Messenger RNA from Acanthochromis polyacanthus (spiny chromis), 5083 nucleotides. Its product is annotated as primary amine oxidase, liver isozyme-like. NCBI's taxonomy places the organism in Eukaryota, Metazoa, Chordata, Actinopteri, Pomacentridae. Gene Ontology annotation, cellular component: plasma membrane. Gene Ontology annotation, molecular function: quinone binding; primary methylamine oxidase activity; copper ion binding. The transcript is spliced from 6 exons. The coding region runs from base 103 to 2370 and encodes 755 amino acids. Gene Ontology annotation, biological process: amine metabolic process. The record is from RefSeq and is a predicted model, not a curated record.